CAUUCCACCUUCCUUCUCAGCAGCUCAGUUGCUUGUGCCAGUUUUUUUGGCCGCCCUGGGACAGAGGCAGAGCUGAUCUGGCUGGAUUUUAUUACAUUGCAAAUUUGCUAGUGGCAAGUAUUUUCCUGGGAGUAUUGCUUAGAGGAUCCAGGCAGGACCCAUGCCUCAUCCUGGGGGCAAGGAGAAGUGGCUGCAGAGCUCCCAGACCUCCAUGCAGGUGCAAGGGUUUUAUUUCUCCCCUCUGGUUGCCUGCUUUCCACACUGGCCCACCAUGAGUGCUACCCACCAAGGAUCUCCCAAAGUUAAAAGGGUUCUGAAACCUUCCCUGAGAUUUCAGAGUGAGCCAAGUGCAGCAGUCACCAGAUACCACAUUGCACGCAGGCUGAAAAAUGCCAUUGAGCCGAACCCAAAACUCCAGCUCCUGCCGCCAAAGUUUUCCAUUUGCCUCCCUCAUUCCCCUUGGAGUCACACACCCAGAAUUUAAUAUUUUCAAGAGGAAAAAAAACCCAACCAUCCUUUGAACCUUUUUCCCCUCUUUUUCUUGGAUAUUAAACAUUUCCAGUCAAGCGGAACUUGUAGGAGAGUCUCUGAAGUGAAACACUGCACCAGCACGUCCCUCCAGGAACUUCAGAUGCUAUUUAUUUAAUGCUUUUACUCAUAGAAGACCAUGUCUGAGAAGGUGUCAACAGCGUUUUCACCCUCACCCGGCUCCUCAGUCUGACUGUCCUGUGAACUGGAGGAUUUUCCUACCCUCGGCAACCAGCAAAGUGAAGGACUUGCUCACAUGAAUGUUUCAAAAACCUGCAGCCUCUUUUAAAAUUAUCCCAAGGCGAUUAAAAAUUAACAGAUGCCAUGACGAAGACAGAUGUUCUUCCAGGCCUUCCUCUGAAAUCUUAACGUCCAGUGACUCUGUACUUGAUUCCAAAUUUUCUCAAAAUGCUAAAGAACAGGACAAAUCACAGCUGUCACUUAACAAAAACCUUAAAGAACCUCUUUUUAGCAACCAGUCGUUCUGUGCUACUGCAGUUACAAGUUGCUUUUUAUUUACAGCACUGCUUAAGGAGAUUACCAGGCAGACAGGACAUUUGCCCAUUCCUCAUUUAAUAAAGACUACUCUAUUUUGAACCUCACGCCUAUGUUAACUUAUUAUGAUACUGCAAAAAAGAAAUACAAAAUCCUGAUUUCACAGAAGAAAGCUGCAGCAAGACAAGGACAAACAGAGACAGGGGUUGUUUUCUGUACAAGUGCCCACAGUUUUUGUUUUUCAAGGGAGGGAGGAGCUAUGUGGCCCUGUUCCCAUUUAAUCGCUCCAGUAGAAGCCAGCAAUAGCCACAUUCCAGUUGCAGUUCCGACAUGGCCACCUUCCUUGUUUUGUCUAGUUAUCCCACAAGCUCACAAGGCAUGGGAGAGCAUUUUAGCAGCACCCAGUAAAACAGAGCUCCCAGUUCAGUGUGGGUCUGUAAGGGAUCCAAUAGCAUAUAGAGCAAACAAACCACAGCAGCAACAACAAAAAAACCUCAAAGCCAGCUUAUGUUGAAUGAGGAACUUUAAAAAAGCAUGCAAAAAAAGUGUGAGGGGGAAUUCAUGUCGGAUGUGCACGCCCUCAGCCCCCACUCUGCCCCCCGUGUGUUUGCAUCAGUCCCAAGGUUGGUAUCUUUUCCUCCUGCAGCUCCUUCCCUCUCCACAUCCUAACAGGCUGCUCCCUCCUCUGCUCCGCUUGGCUGCUUUGCACCCGUGGCCCAGCAGCUGACUCCCCAGUGCCUCAGAGCUGCUGGGAAUAUCCCUCCCACCACUCCUGUAGGUCUGGGGACUGGAUGUGCUCGGCCCGUUCAGCAAACGCAGAAGGCUGAAGUUCGCUCCAUAAAGAUAUAUCCUCAUUGGCAGUUUUAGCUGCUAGGCAGGAGUAAGUCCCUAGCUAGCAUAUGCAAGCUAUGAUUCAAAGGCUUAAAACUGGACAGAGGUGGGUGGAUUUUGACAGAAAGGGCACCUCCUCCUCCUUCCCCAAGCCCCACCUCAGAGACAGAAGCCCACCUCCUGAAUUCUUGUCUCGGUCUUGGGAUGCUGGGGUAUUUCAAAGGAAAGGUCACAAGAAUUCCUAAUGUGGGUGAAGCAAUGUGUUUUUCUUCGUCUUGCCCUUGGAGACAGCAUAACCAUUUUGACCAAAGUUUUCCAAAAAACCUUUGGCCUGAAUUGGAUCUAGCAUGGAUCUAGCAAAGGAAAAUGUUAAGUGUUCUUAAUAAAUGGCUGUUGCCACCAGCUUCACCUAAAGGUACUAUUAGUUGGAGUAAUGAUAUGGACGCCAGUUUUGACUUAUCUAGAUUGCCCUAAUUUCUCCUAGAGACAAACGACUAUCGAGCUGGCUGUACCACCCCUAUGCGCACUACUAGCUUGCUGCAGAGCUCCGGAACCUUUCAAGGCAUGCACAAACAUCACGCAUGCCACACCUCUGACAUCCAAAAUAACUGGCAGGUUGGGUGCCCUGACCAUCCACACCUCAGCUGAUCUGCAAACACACCAUUUCGUCUUCGCUGAGGGCACCUGCUUCUGCACGCCCUGCCCUGCCGUCACACACAUGACUCCAACUAUGAUGUUAGGCAGUCACAAAUCUCCCACUUUGCCGCUGCCAUAGAUGAAUUUGGUUUUACGUUAACUUGGUAGUGUUGGCACCUACCCUGGAACAAUGCAAGCACACAAAGCUAGGCUCUUCAUAGAGUGGCAAGUGUGGACCUACACCGAUCCAAGGAACGCUGCUCUUCAAACAAGGGGACACUCACAGUAGUGUCAAGCUUUUACAUUCAAAUUAGCAAAGGCAGACCUCAGCAAAUAAAACACUGAGGCUCCUGAAAAAUCACCAAAGGGAAGCACAAGUACUUAGCAUUUCUGAGAAUCAGGCUAAAUUUACAACAGACUGAAGGUUAGGGCCUGGCACCAAAACAGGCUUUGCUAUCCAGACGCAGUGUUAGUCUUUUGUAAAGAAUUUGUACUGUCUUUAUCCAAUUUCCAUUCUUAACUGUGGCUCUCACUGAAAUGUGUUCAAACUCCCUCUACUUUUUUUCUGCCAGACACUCCUUCUAAGCAGAAGGAUUACUGAUUUCAUAUUCCAAGUCUUCCUCCAAUGUUACAACUGCUUUCCUCUUUUGAAGUGCAAUUUGCUUCUGAAAAGUGACUCUGGGAAGGAAAGAAAAAAGCAUUUAUAAAGAUUGCACACUUCUUGUUUCUCCAAAGUCUUGCACAGUAAGAGUGCUCACAGCUACAGGAAACCUGUUCGACUGUUGGGAUCUGAUAGUGACAUCCAUGACCACCAGUAAUAUCAACUAGUGCGCAGAAGCGUUAUUAUCAGACUACAUCUUUGCUGAACCUUGCGUAACAGCAUUACCUGACUGAUUCCAACCAUCAGAAAACAAGCCUGCCAAAAUUACAAGAGACAAUUGCAUUUAUUUUUUCUUCCCCUAGCUGCCUCGGUCCCGCAGCUCUAACAAGUAUCAGUGACAAUAAGAAACUUGUGUUUGUCACUAAAGCAGGCAAACACUGUGCUGAGGCCAUUCAAGAACUGGCCUGGUGACUCACGCUGGUGACUCACAACUGGUUAUUCCUGCAGAGUUAACUCUCAGUAUAAUACAGAUCUUGCCUCUAACUCAAAUUCCAGGUGAAGUUUUCAAUUCACCUGCAAAGGUAUUUUUAAGCUUGACUUGGCAGGCGGCUCAGAAGCCCAGCUUUAGCUCAAGGUCUGGGGCCUCUUGGACUGGCUCUUCAUGUCCAGCUGGCCGCACGCUCGCACUGCAGCAGGACUGCCCUCAUGCUGAAGCAAACCCAAGUCAACAUGAGGCUUCUGCACUGGAUGAACUCUCCUCUAAAGGCAAGGUACUCGGAGGCACCGUUUGUCCAGUCUCACUUCUCAGACUGGCAAAUUGCUGAGCUUUCGUUUUUGUCCCAACUCCCGCCAAGCUCUCUGAUCUCUUUAAAGCCAGCCUCUCCAGUCACCUGUGUUAAUGGGCCCCCCAAAUUCCAUGUUGUCUCCGAACACCCACAACUGAUGAGUCUGUCUUCUAGUUCUUGGUGCACGGGGUGAAAAAGCCAUCGUGCUCUACCACUCCUAUUACCACUUGUCAUCCAACCGUUUACAUAAGCCCGUGACCUCUGAAAUAAGAGCAUUUGCUUGUACUUGGGUAGAGCUGGUUGGUUGGAAAAGAACUCGGGAGAGGGAAAUGAUUGAAAAAGCAGUGACAGAAUCAAGCUUCCAGAAUAUGUCUUUUUGGCUUUCCUCCCAGGUUUGCUAUUUCCGCUAGUCAACCACUGGUUCCCCAUCAAAGAAAAAAGUUUCAACCAGCAAAGUCCAUUUGUGUAAUAUUUCCACAUACCCUCCAGCAGACAGGACUACUAUAGCAUAUGUAAUCAUCUAUAGCUUUGCUAAGCACAAAUCAAAAGGACAUAAGUAGCUGGAAAAAAAAUUCACCUUAGGUUGUGCACAUUCAUUUAAAUUUGCUACUAAAUGUAUGAACAGGUCUAGAGAACCUGAUAUUCCUAACAUGCCAAUUAUCUUUGUACUCUGGUACCCCACUCGUUAUCAAAACCAGCUUCCCUUCAGACUGAAAAAGUCGUACUUUUCUUCUUGCAUGUGGCUUCCUCAAACAGAUUUAUUCUCACAUGCAGUAGGAGGGAUGUUUUAAUCCACCAUCAAUGUAAUUUUUGGAAAAGGUGGUCUGUGCAGACGCAGUCGUCCCCAGAGGUGGCUUGUGCAUGUUAAGACCAUGGGCAUCAGUUUAGGUCCACCGAAGUAGUUAGGCUGGUGAGCACAGACACGCAAUUUGCAAAGGUUGCGCUGGUGACAAGGUGAGCUCAGCUGAAUGAGCCAAGCUAGCAAAGACCUACAAUUUAUUCCUGACCCCUCUAAUUCUGAUGCAAGGAGGUUUGAUAAGCUCAACUGUUCACACAAGCAUUCCUGACCUCAGAGAUAGUACAGUAAAAAAUCAGGUGCCAAAAAGCAUCUGGAUGCACCUGUGGACGAGGUGGGGGGUAACACUUUCCUCUGGGACAGCUCUUAGAGGAGCUCCAGAACAGAGGUGGUGGCUCCAUUUAAAACAAUGCCUACAACAGACUAAACUACAGAGGUUUAACCCAACACAAAUAGUUUUGUGAAAGGACUACACACUUCUGCAUGCAUAAAAAUUGUCCAAGUUAGACCAGCCUCUGGAACCCCACCUGGCAUUUCGGUGGUGGUUCUCCUUCCCAGACCUAUAUCUCAUGAGAAGCUGGAUUUGGAAAAUAUGCUCCAGGAUUCAGUUGCCAUAGCAAGUUUUUAAGCUCCAGAGAAAAAUACACACUGUUUCUGCUUCCCUCAAAGAUGCAAGAGGAAAAAAAAAUCCCACUGUAUACCUUUCUCGGCUGUAAUGUGGGAGGCCUGAGCUUCAUGACCUAUCUGCCAUCUAGUAGCAGUCCUUGGACCAGAUGUCAGCAUCCAGUGAACAUGCUCUCAGGCUACAGAGCUGGGACAUUUCUCUGUUGACCCAGGAGCCCUCCUCCAAAAAGUCCUGAAUUCUCUUAAAAGUAGUACUGUCUGAAAAGGAGCAUGGAGCUCCUCCACAGGAGCUGAGUGCAUCGUUGCCCUGACACCAGACAACUCACUGGCUUCCACUGCAGGGAUGGGGCCUCUGGGCAGAAACGGGCAUUGCCUGCCCCAUCAAAAGGGGGCAGCAGGCCUGCAAUUCCUCUCCAAAACAGAAGUUUGAAGGACACUGCAACCAUGGAGGUACAGAGCAUCCACCCAGCAGGUGGGAGCUGCCAGCUGGGCUCUUCUCUGAAGAGGCGAGUCUAGCACUCAGGCCUACCCACUUCCCAUCCAAAUGAUCCAUCUCUGACAUGCCACAGGGACAGGCACACCAGUGCCCUCUGUUAAGCCAGCAUCAAUGUAAACCUCAAGAGAGCAGACUGAAAUGAGAAUGUCCAUCUCAAAAUAGCACUUACCUUUCUAAGAAGGUGGGAUCUGGGAAACAUCCUUGUCCUCCAUCAUUUCCUCUUCCCUUGCUCACUGCUUCCUGCCCAGGAUGCUGCCCAUACAGCAUCCUUACUACAUAAGGAGCACACCCCUGGGACUUGGCCCAUUAAAGUUCAGGUUUUGUGGCACUCAGUAAAGGCCAAACAUUCAGAAAUCAAUCCGAGUCAGAGAGCUCCAUUCUAAAGUCUCUGAAUGCUCAAAAGAUCAAUUUCAAAAAGAUCAUGAACCUGGGUCCAUAGCCUCCUCCGACAAUAGGAUUAGGUUCCCCUUGCUGAUCAAUCUUUUUUAAAAAUCAAGUUAGCACGCUUUUGAUAAAAUUGUAGGGGACAUUACGAUAUUUUGUGAGUUUGGGAUGGCUUGUAACUCAUCUGCCAACUAUAACCGGACUAUAAAUACAAGUCAUUGUAAUGUUUUAUGAAGAAGGUGCACGUCGCUAUCAUGCAACAACCAUAUGCUCUGCUGUUUGUAUGGAUCUGUUAUCCAACCCUUAUAUAAGCCGUUGAUGGAAUUAUCAUCGCAGGACACUUGCAGCACGGUUGUGUGAUCAAAGUAAAGUGAUGAAGAAACGAAGGAGCUUUGUGCUGAGGUGAGACCGGCCACUCGCCAUUCCCAGCCGCAGCUGCAGGAGGAGGGAACGUGCAGACCCACUCAGCUGCACGACAGCCAUAACUUCGGAGAGGACAGGGAACACAAAUCUGGGGCUUGGGCUACAUAGCAGAGGGCAAAGUAAAUAAUUGCACGUUCUGUGGUGCAGGGGAGAGGGCAGGGUCGGGGAGGAGGCUGAGGGAAAGGCUGGGGGGGCUGCUUUAAUGGUUUAGGGAACUCGUGCGACGUUGCCUGCACGCACCCGCCCUGCCCGGCAGCAGGCCGCCCGGGCUGCGCCCCCCGCCUCUCCCUGCUCGCCCUCCGGGUGCCCCGGGCACCGGCCCCCACCCGUGAAAAGCCGCGGGGCAGCACCCCGGCCGGUUUCCGCGGCACGGCUGCAUCCCGGUGCCGGUGCCGCAGCCGCGGGCGCGCCGGGCCAAGCCGCAGCCCCCGGGUCCGGCGCUGCCGGUGCCAGGCUCCGACGGCCAUGUGCCGUGUACUACGGGCACAGGCUCCACCUUCCCCGGCUCCCGCCCGCCCCCACGCAUCCAGGAAGGGAAAAAAGAGGAGGAGGAGGAGGAGGAGGAGGGAAGGGGGUGAAAGGGAAAAAAAAGAGAGCGAGGUUGAAAGGAGGGAGCUCGCCGAGACCCACCCUUCUCCCUCCUCCUCCUCCUCCUCCUCCGGGCUGCUGGCCGGGCUUUUGUUUUCCUCCAGCUCCCCAUUUCCCACACGUGAUUGCCGUGUUAUUGCACAGGGCGCUCCGCGGCGCGGCUGCACCUAUAAAUACGGAGCGGGCGGGCGGCGGGGGCCCGGGGCAGCGCGGCGCGGCGCGGCCGGGCGGAGGGCACCUCCGCGUCACCCCCAUGCAUCCCGGCGGGCCGACGGCACCCGUGCCCCGCCGCCCGCCCGCCUAAGGGGGAGGCAGCGAGAGGCAGCGCCCGGCCAGCGGGGAGGGGGGGGGGGAGCCGACCGACAAUGGCGGCGGCCGCCACCGCCGCCAGCCCCGGCAGUCCCGCCGCCGGGCCCCUGCCGCCGGCGGAGCCCUGCCCCAGGAAGGGGCCGCCGCCGCCGCCGCAGCCGCCGGCAGCGCGUAGCGACCCCCGCCGCAGGCAGGCCGCGCUCUCCUUCCUCACCAGCAUCUCCCUCGACGGGCGGCCCCCGCCGCCUGGCAACGACGGCCCCGCCGCCAGGCCCCGCCAGGUCCCGCCGCCGCCGCCGCCGCCGCGGCUGGGCAGCCCCCCGGUGGCGCCCGCCGAGCCCCCCCGGGCCCAGGAGGAGGAGGAAGAGGAGGAGGAGGAGGAUGCCUUCGCCGCGGUGCAGGUGCCGGCCGCCGCCUUCCUGGGCGCCGCAUCGGCGGGCAGCCGCGGCCGCCUCAACUCCUUCACGGCGGGGGUGCUGCCGGCGCCCUUCGGCCGCACUAGCCCCCAGGGCCCCGCCGGCGCCAGCGGAGAGCUGGGGCAGCCCGGCCCCGCCGCCGCCUUCGAGCUGCAGCGGUCCCGACGUCGGUUGAUCUCCCAGCGAUCUUCUCUGGAGACUCUGGAGGACAUCGAGGAAAACGCCCCACUGCGGAGAUGUCGAACACUCUCAGGAUCACCCAGACCAAAGAACUUCAAGAAGGUUCAUUUUAUCAAGAACAUGCGGCAGCAUGAUACCAGAAAUGGCAGAAUAGUCCUUAUCAGCAGCAGAAGAUCCUUCUGUAGCAUAUUUUCAGUGCUGCCAUAUCGAGACUGUACCCAAGUCGGGGAUGUGAAGCUGGACAGUGGACGCCAGUGCCAUUCUACUGGAGUGUGUCUGAAAGAGAUAAUUGGUCUCGAAGGUGUGGAGCUUGGAGCAGAUGGGAAGACGGUUUCUUAUACACAGUUCCUGUUUCCCACCAACGCUCUGGGAACUCGGAGGAAUACGAUAGACUCCACCUCAUCCUUCUCCCAAUUUCGCAAUGCAAGCCAUCGUAGCCUUUCUUUGGCGAGAGCUAACAGCACCCAGGGGAGCAUUGAUGCAGGUAGUGACCUGGGAGACUUUGUUGAAUAUGACCCAAAUCUUUUAGAUGAUCCCCAAUGGCCAUGUGGCAAACAUAAGCGGGUUUUAAUAUUUCCUUCAUAUAUGACCACAGUCAUAGACUACGUGAAGCCAUCAGAUCUCAAGAAGGACAUGAAUGAGACUUUUAAGGAGAAGUUCCCUCACAUCAAGUUAACCCUUAGUAAAAUAAGAAGCUUGAAGAGAGAAAUGCGCAAGCUUGCUCAAGAAGAAUGUGGUUUUGAAGAGCCCACAGUGGCCAUGGCCUUUGUCUACUUUGAGAAGCUCGCUCUCAAGGGGAAGCUGAACAAGCAAAAUAGAAAGCUUUGUGCUGGAGCCUGUGUUCUUUUAGCAGCCAAAAUUGGCAGUGACCUCAGAAAACAUGAAGUCAAGCAUCUUAUAGAUAAACUGGAAGAGAAGUUCCGGCUGAACAGGCGAGAGCUGAUCGCCUUCGAGUUCCCGGUGCUGGUGGCCUUGGAAUUUGCUCUCCACCUUCCUGAGCAUGAAGUGAUGCCACACUACAGACGCUUGGUGCAGAACUCCUAGCACUGGCUGCCCUGCGGGGAAGGGGCUCCCGACUGUUCCCGCUUGGCUCUCCUGAGCCACAGUUACUACUGGAAAUGCAACAUCAGACUCCUAACGCUUCACUCUCUCUCCUCAAAACAGUUUUUCUGGCAACAUAUAGCAAACACUGCAUCAAUGUAAGACUCUCAGCUUGGACAAAUUCACGUAUCGUUACUUUCUCAAAGCAGGUGAAGACUGAGCUGUUGGUAAAUGGUUAAUGUGCUGAAACUGGGUGGCGACUGGGCCUACCUGUGGGGACUGCAGCUAUAAAAGGUGGCAAAAAUUGGAAGGGCAGCCUCCAUGACCACCCCUCUCUCCAUCACACAAACCCUGGAAGCCCACGUGAGUGCAUUCUCAUAGUGCUUUUUCUACAGACCUGCUGCAACUUCCAAGAGGACUUCUUAAAGUGAAAAAGCUUUUAAAGAGGAUAUCUUCACUGUGUCAAAAAGAAUGUGCCAAUCUAUUUUUGUAUCAGCAAUUGAAAGUGCACUUUUUCCUGUGGGGUGUUUGUGUGUGUAUCCGUGUGUGUGUGUGUGUGCGCAACACUGAACUGAUCUCAGUCCAGGUGGUUGGCUUAGCUGUUUCCAAGUGCAUCAGUUACCGAUGGUGAAGAUCAAGGUGACCUUACGUGUUUACUUCUUGAAAAAUGUAACUACUGGAAAAGUGUUAAAUGGGAUCAUUUUUGGACACUUGGUUUUUUUAUUCUCUGGUCUUUCCAGCAUUGUACCUUUGAAAGGAUUACACCACUGCUACUAUGAGAGAAGGAUCAGCAACUGACUUUAAGUUUUCAGUCACGUUUGUGAUAAAGAUGAAAGCAUUAGUAUGAGAUUUCCAUGUCAUGUUUUUUAAAAAUAUUUUGUGUUAAGCCACAUGCGUAUUUUUAACCUUCGCACUUUUCCCACUGUGGAGAUGGUUAGACUUGCACUCUGUAGUGUUGUAUUUCUGUGCUCUAUGUUAGAGUGCGUAAUAAGCACAUUUAUUGUGCUCUAUCUUAAAACAGUGUUUUAUUAAAAAAAAAAAAAAAAAAAGAGUAGGGCUCAGCAGUAUAACAGGUGUCUUAAGGCUCCAACAGCAGGGGCAUCAGCUAUUAAACUUUUGGUUUUUAACAGAAUUGACUGUGCAAAACCUAAAAUCAGUGCCCAUUGAAGUUAGAGGUCCAGUUCCUUUAGACUUUUCAGUACUGGAGUUUUACAGUAAAACUUCUUGCAGCUUCCCUGCUUCUGACUGGACACCCAGAAAGCUGGAGAGUUUCAUCCAAGCUCCCCAGUGCUACAUACACACUAAGCUAGCGCCAUGCUUACGGACAUUGUUCAAUUGCUGUUAUCCUGUGGGAUUACACCCCUGUCCAAUCUUCUCCCACGCUGGUUCACUUAACAAGCCUUGCCCUUGACAUGCCCCACAUGGAUCUGGUAAAGUCAAAUAUACUUACGUUUAUGGUAAUUAUAUAAAAUAAAUAAUAAACUCAGCCGUGAGACUUUAGCUGAAGCCUUACCUUUCUUAAGUUUGGGAGUGCUUGCUCAGAGUAUGGAAAGGGCUUGUGAGCAGAUUGUAGAGAAGUGGGACAUACCAGAGGAUAUAAACACACUAAUGCUUACUUUCUUUCGCUCUUACUUUAAACAGUUUUAUUAUUUCCUUCAGUUAGGCCAGGAAACAUCCAGUUUCUUUACCAGCUUUGACUCCUUUAAAUUCUAGUAUGAAAAACACCUGUGUAUGAUUGCUCUACAGGAUCUGCAAAGGUUACUCAUGUCAGGACAAAUGGGAAUUCGUUUGAUGCUAUUGCUCUCCCUCCAUUUUAAGGGGGAGAGUGACUAUGGUAGCUUACAGUUACUAUUAAUACUUAUCUAAUUACUGAUAUAGAUACAUUCCAACAGGAAUAGGGAGGAGGGGGUAAAGAGAAAAGCCUGCACUUAACCUCCCCAGUGCAACACCCCAGGCCGCUGCAUCCCACACGUUGUUCAGCCAAUUGUGGAGCUAGGGGAGGGGAGCCCUUGCCAGCAGCCUGCUCCCUCCUCCUCCUCCUCUUCGCGGCCCCCAUGCAGCCCAGGGACAGAGGAUCCACGAGCCUGGAGCAUGCCUGAUGCCUGCGGCUGCCCUGCCGGUUUAUUCAGUCCCAAAAGGCAGUGUAGUUGACCUACAAGCCAAAACGGUCUGCGGGUUUGCUAGGAGGGCUUCCAUCCUUGACUGCAUCCCUUUCCACUGAAGUCGUGUAUAUACGUUCAAGAUUUGCUUCUGAUUGCAGAGAUCUGUUUCUAAUAGUGACCACUCAAGGCUAAGCAGAAGCUUUACUUUUCUAUAAAGGCUUCUACCUUUUGCUUUUGAGUCUUGAUUUUUUUUUUAAUGUUGCUUUAUAGUAUUGCAGGGAGAAAGCAAAUUGUGAUUGCAAGAUGCAGACUAAAGAAUGACAGUCUUACAGUAGUCUUUAGAGACGCUAUUGAAUCAUGCUGUCACAUCUUUUGUCUUCUGUGCUGCUACCCAACCCUGAUCUACAGUUUACACAGAUUUCUGGGAUGAAAUCUGAUUGCUGGAGACUUUCUGCUUUUUUUUAUUGUUCCUGUUGUUUUGGGGGCGGGAAAGGGUUUCAAAGUGAUGUUCAGUUACAGUUUGAAUGUGGAAUAAACACUUAAGAUGUUGA
Falco peregrinus (peregrine falcon) is the source of this 11786-nucleotide messenger RNA. It is a transcript of the gene CABLES1, whose product is annotated as Cdk5 and Abl enzyme substrate 1. The transcript has 10 exons. Gene Ontology annotation, biological process: regulation of cell cycle; nervous system development. The record is from RefSeq and is a predicted model, not a curated record. The coding region runs from base 7553 to 9136 and encodes 527 amino acids. NCBI's taxonomy places the organism in Eukaryota, Metazoa, Chordata, Aves, Falconiformes, Falconidae. Gene Ontology annotation, cellular component: cytosol.